Pneumocystis murina B123 is the source of this 5925-nucleotide messenger RNA. RefSeq lists its product as hypothetical. The transcript has 19 exons. Lineage: Eukaryota; Fungi; Ascomycota; Pneumocystomycetes; Pneumocystales; Pneumocystaceae. Gene Ontology annotation, cellular component: THO complex part of transcription export complex. Gene Ontology annotation, biological process: mRNA export from nucleus; mRNA processing. The coding region runs from base 1 to 5925 and encodes 1974 amino acids. Gene Ontology annotation, molecular function: mRNA binding. The record is from RefSeq and is a predicted model, not a curated record.
AUGGAAAAUAAAAAUAUAGAUGAUAAAUUUAUUGAGAAAAAAAGUAAUUUUAGGGAAACGGAUUCAGUCAAAGAUUAUAUAUUGAAUUGUGUAAAAAUAGCAGAGGUUGCUAUUGCUAAUAAUUGUCUACAAGAACUGGAGCAUAUUAUUUUCGAUAUUUUUGACUCUUUUAUUGUUAAACAUAAUAUAUCUGAAAAAAUUGUUUCUACUAUAUUACUUGAUAUAAAAAAACUCAAUAUUUCAUUUAAUAUGGAAGAUAUUUGUCUUGACAAUAUAUGGUUAUUUCAAAAUGAUGGGCAUUGUAGUGAGAUUUCCCCUGAUAAUAUAUUGAGUAGUUUGACUGUAUUAUUAAAGGAGCUUUUGGCUGUUGGCUUGGUAUCUAUGGAAAUUGCUAGAGAAAGAUUAGAGUCAAAUCUACUUGUUUUAGUUUCUGCUAUUCUAAGUCAUGUGAAUUUUACUAAAAAAGUUAUUCGAAUUAAUACAUCCCUUCUUUAUAAACAAACUAAAUUUAAUCUUAUUCGGGAAGAAAAUGAAGGAUAUUCAAAACUUAUAGUUGAAAUUAAUUCAUUUUUGGAAUCAGAUAUUUUGAAUAAGGAUAAAGAUAUGAUUAGUUUGGGAAUAAAACAAAUUUUUAAUAAUAUUACAUCUUUAAUUGGAUUUUUUGAUUUAGAUUCUAAUAAAGUUCUUGAUAUUUUGUUAACUAUUGCAUCUCAGAAUCUUAUUUAUCAUUGGAAGAUAUUUAUUGAGUUAUUUUCUAUUAGUUCUUGGUGGGGUUUUGCAGAAUCAUAUUAUAAUUUAAAAGAUAUAACUUCUCUUGAGAAACGAAAAAAACUUGACAAUAUUUUACAAAAGGGUAUUCAAACCUUUUUUGACGAUAUACAUUGUCAUUCUGGGAGUAAAGUGGCGUCUCAACUUUUAGGUUUUAAAUUAAAAAAUUAUAACUCUGAAAACAUACAGGAAAACCCAGAGUCUCUCUUUAUGUUGAUAGCUCUCCUAGUUAAAUAUGAGUUAGUAGAUAUUGGUGAUAUUUUACCUUAUCUUUCUUCUAAUGACAAUAUGAUUUGGACGGAAUGGAAGAAUUUUAAUAGUAAUUUGGAAGAAAAGGCAUAUAGAGCACGUGGAAAUGCUUUAAGUAUGGCUGGAGCGUUAACAGAUGAUAGUAUUUCAAAGGAUAAAGGAGAUAAAGAAAAUAGUUCUAAGAUAGAAUCUUCUGAACCAUAUUUUUCAACUUCUCAAAAUUUUUAUAAUCAAAAAGUGCUUUUUUUAAAAGCACUACUUUCUGUUGGGGCAUUACCUCAGGCAGUUUAUAUGUUCUCAGAGUUUCCUUUUUUGUCUGGACCAUAUCCGGAGUUGGCAGAUCUUCUUCAUAAGAUUGUUCAUCAUAUGAUUAGUGAUAUAUAUAAUAAAAUAUCUCCUCUGUCGGGAUUAUCUAAAAAUCUACGUCAAAGUCUUUUUCAGGAAAAAAAAAGGCCCUUAGAUAUGCGGUUUCGAGAUUCUUUAGUAUUUACACACUUUCCUCGUGUUAAAUUAACUUUAGAUCCUCUUCCAGUUCAUAUUACAAAUGAUUUAUUGAAAAAAUUUUUUUAUGAAGAUGAUGCAAUGAAUCUUAUUCCUGUUUGUGAGACCUAUGAUGAUUUUCACAAAAUAGUUAUUCCACUGCUUCGUUUUUCUAGUUUAAGAAUUUACCGUGAUAUUAAACUGUUAUGUAAAAUUUGUAGAAUAGGCAGAGCUCAAAUUAAAGAGGAAUGUUCGUCUCAGAAAGUUAAAGAAGCAUGGAAGAAUGUUUUAAGAGGAUUUUUGUUACCCGCAUUAUCAAUGAUUCAAGUAAAUCCAGGAGUAGUCAAUGAAAUUUAUGAUCUCAUCAGGUUUUAUUCGUAUUCUGAGAGAUAUGCAUUUUAUGGAGAAUGGAAUAAUGUUAUUUAUAAAAUAUAUCCUGAAUUAAAAGUUAAAGUUGUUGAAGUUGAAAAAGAAACAAAAGGAAUUUUACGGCGUAUUUCAAAAACAAAUGUUAGACAAUUUGGAAGAGUUUUGGCGAAAGUUUCUCAUUCAAAUCCUUGUAUCGUAUUUUCUGUUGCUUUAAAUCAAAUAGAAUCUUAUGAUAAUCUUGUUGAUGUUGUUGUUGAUGCUGCUCGUUAUAUUACUAUUUUCGGAUAUGAUGUUUUAACGUUUAUUUUAUUGAUAUCUUUAUCAAAUGAGAAUAAAAAAAGAUUAAAAGAUGAUGGUACCAGUAUAGCUCAUUGGCUUCAAGGUUUGGCUUCAUUUUGUGGAAGAUUGUUUAAAAGAUAUUCAAAUAUGGAUCCUAUUACAGUUAUUUUUUAUAUUGUUAAUCAACUUAAAAUAUCAAAUACUUUUGAUUUGAUAGUUUUGAAAGAAUUAAUUGCUCAAAUGGGUGGUAUUUUGCCUCCAACAAAUUUGUCAGAAUCUCAGCUUCAAAGUCUUGCUGGAGGUGAAUAUUUAAAACAAAUAGCAAUGUCCCUCAUUUAUGAUUCAAAAAUAAUUUCUUCGAAAAGUUCUUCAAGGUUGCUUAGAGCUUUAGUGGAAUCUAAUUUGGCCGGGCCUCUUUUAAUUCUUAUCGCACAGCAGAGACUUGUUUGUAUUUAUAGAUUAAAAGAUAGCAAUGCACCUUUGAAACUUUUAGCAAAUCUCUUGGAUGAGUGCCAAAAUGUUUUAGUACAGUAUGUUGAAUUUUUAACAACUAAUUUGGAUUUUUCUAAUUUUUCAAAAUUGGUUCCUACUAUUCCUGAUAUGUGUUUAAAAUAUGGGAUAGAACCCGUUGUUGCAUUUUAUAUAGCUAGGACGAAAAUAAAUGAAGAAAUAAAGAGAUAUUAUGCUAAUGAGGAUUUUAAAAAAAAUAAAGAAAGACUUAUUGAAGAGAAAGAAAAUUAUGAAAAGAAAAAUUAUGCUAAUAUAGAGAAUUCUAUUAAUCCACCACCUAAUCAGAUUGUUACAAAUAAUGAUACUAAUAUUUCAAAUAUUUCAGAAGACUUGGAAGAAGGUGAAGAAAUUGAAGAUAAUACUAAAAUUUUAUUACAAAGCAGACAUAAUGAAAAUUUGAAUAUUAGUAAUAAAUCAUUAUCAAAUUCUGUAUUGGUGUCUCUUGCGGAAUCAAUUACUGAAAUUCUUCCAAAGACAACAUGGUGUUAUAUAAGUCCAUGGUUUUAUGUUACAUUUUGGCAGCUUCAACUUUAUGAUAUUUAUGUACCCAUAAAUCAAUAUGAAAUAGAAAUGAACAAAAUGAAAACAGUUAUACAUAAUAUUGAUCAGGAUCGUUCUGAUGUUAAUGGUUCUUUGAAAAAAAAAAAAGAAAAGGAUUUGAUUGUCCAAAAAAUAGAAAAAUGCCAGGCGGAGCUCAGUUUCCAGAUGUCUUCUUAUGAAAACACACGGAAAAGAAUAUUUUUAGAGAAAGAUACAUGGUUUCCUUUUGCUUCUGUAUCAAUAGAAUCAAAUGGUCCAGGAUCUCUAGGGUCUCAUAGAAGGAUAGAGGUUUCUAAUCAUUUGAUACAAUAUUGUUUCCUACCUAGGUGUCUCUUUAGUCCUAAUGAUUCUAUUUAUUGUGCAAAAUUUAUACGUUUAAUACAUUCUUUUGGAACUCCUAAUUUUUCUACUCUUACCUUGUAUGAUAGGCUUUUUGGUGACUAUUUACCUUCAUUGCUAUUUAUUUGUACUCAACAAGAGGCUGAAAAUUUUGGCAGGUUCUUAGAAGAAAUAUUAACUGAUUUGUCUAUUUGGUAUAAAGAUGAAAUAGUUUAUAAUAAAGAAGCAAAAGGUAUAAAGAAUUUACCUGGAUUUCAAAAACGUUGGUCUUUUAGUUUUCGCGAUAAACCUCAAGAACAUAUUAAUGAUGAAGAUAUGCUUCAAUAUGAAGAAUUUAAACGUUUAAUGUAUAAAUGGCACAGGAAAUUAAAUCAGGUAUUUAAAAUAUGUCUGGAUUCGCAAGAAUACAUGCACAUUCGUAAUGCUAUUAUAGUUUUGGAAAAAAUUUCUCAAUGUUUUCCUGUUGUAGCAUGGAUGGGACGAGCACUUAAAGAUAAAGUUUCUUUUAUUAUAGAGCAAGAAAAAAGGGAAGAUUUAAAAGUUCGUGCUCUUGGAUAUCGUGCAAAAUUAAUUAAAGGAGAGUCUAAAUGGAUGUCAAUAAAUCAAUUUCAGAAAAUCGAUAAUUUUUCAGGACAAAAUAAUUUAUUUAAUGAUUCUUGGACUCAAGUAUCUACUUCAUCUACAUCAUUAACGACACCCUCAGAAAAUAAUUAUCUAAUAAAUUCUGAUUCUUUUGCCAAAUACAAUCAAAAUUCUAAAAAGAGUGUUGAUAAUAAUUUCAAGGAUUUUGAUUCUAAAAAUUCUGUUUUAUCUGAUAAAUCCUCUGAUAAAUCUAAACAAUAUAAUCGAUUAUAUGAGGAUCAGGAUUUAAUAAUGAAUGUUAAAAGUAAUAAUGAAAUCAAAGGUGACUCUGUUAUUAAUGCUUCUGUGAACAAGCUCCGAAUAGAAAGUAUUAUAGACUCGGGCUACAUAAAUAAUGGUAGUUUGAAAAAAGAUGAUUUUGAUACUAAAAUUUCAAAUAUAUCUCAGUUCAAUAGAGAUGAACAAAUAAAAAAAAAUAUAUCUAUAGAUAAAACCGAAAAUGUUGAGGUGCAUCAAAUUGAUGAUAAAAUGUUACUUAAUUAUAAUGUAUCGGCACAGUCGAAAACUUUGAAUUCUAAUCUGAAAAUACAUGAAAUAUUGAAUAAUGAUGAUUCUAAUUUUGAUUCUGAAGAUUUAUCUGUUAAGAAUAGUUUUGAAACGAAAAAAAUAAAAGCAAUAGAACCUAUCGAAUGGCUACAUUCCGAUGAUAAAAUUUCAGAGUAUAAAGACAUACGAAAUAAUGUUACUCCGGACUUUCAAAAGCAUAGUAUUUUAGAAAAAGAUUUGUCUUCGAUUACAGAGACUUCUCUUAAAAAAAUUGAGAAAACAGAUAUAGAAGAAAAGCUUUCUCUUUCUUCAGAAAAUUUAAUUCAAAGAAUAAUUGCUAAUGAUGCUGAAUCAACGAAUUUAUCUAUGACUAAGACAGAACAUGCAACAAGAACUUAUAGAAAAGUUCCUACUGAAUCAACAGAUUCAGUAAUUUAUCAAAAUAAGAUAAAAGCGUCGCAAGAUAAAAUCGAUUCUUUGACUGUUCAUUCAAGACGUAGACAAGUAAUGAUUACUAAUGAACUAAAAGAACAAUCUCAGUCUAAUAAUUCUUUAUUGUUUUCUAAAUUUAAGGAUAUACCUAAGGGUCCUUCUUUGAGUAGAGAUAAAUUUUCUGAUAGUAAAACCUUUUCUUCUAGAGAAAUUUUACAUGAUGAAACUUCUGAUCCUUUUAAUCGAAAAAUAUCUCCUAUAAAAACCUCUGAAAUGGGAAAGUCUCGUGACGUUUCUGAACAAAGGAAAAGUUAUGAUUAUGAACCUUCCUCCAUGAGACGUUCUAGAAUGCGUUUUGAUAUGGAAAAGCCUUUUAUAAAGCGUAAUGUUGAUGAAUCUUUUCGAACAUAUUCUUCAGGAUUAGAAUCGGAUUCUAGACGCGAGUCUUUUUUAAAGGAAUCAUUAAAAGAGACAAAUUUGAAAUCUAAUAGAGAAGAUAGAAGAAUAGUUACUCUAAUUAAUAAGGAUGUAUAUAACAGGGAAAAAGAUUAUGUACACGAAGUUGGAAAUUCUGGCUAUAAUCGUGAAAAGAUAAGGGAUAAUGAUAAUUUUAAUGAAAGGAAUAGAUUUUUUACUAAUAAAGAUGUUAAUUUUAUGGAACGAAAUAUAGGAAAGACGCGGUCUUUGAGAGAAAGUAAAGAUAAUUUUGAAUAUAGAGAACAUACCCGAGAAUCUGCAAUGUUUCGUAAACAUUCAAGAGUUUCUUCUAUUCGUCAGAUAGGGAAUAGAGAACUGAAUGAUACAUUUAAGCGUAGAAGAACUGAAUCCUGA